This is a messenger RNA of Phoenix dactylifera (date palm), 3634 nucleotides long. RefSeq names its product inositol hexakisphosphate and diphosphoinositol-pentakisphosphate kinase VIP2-like. NCBI's taxonomy places the organism in Eukaryota, Viridiplantae, Streptophyta, Magnoliopsida, Arecales, Arecaceae. The record is from RefSeq and is a predicted model, not a curated record. Gene Ontology annotation, biological process: inositol metabolic process; inositol phosphate biosynthetic process. Gene Ontology annotation, molecular function: inositol hexakisphosphate kinase activity; 5-diphosphoinositol pentakisphosphate 1-kinase activity.
CUUACCUUUUUGUCUCCCCCCACCCCUCUUUGUUGCUUUAUUUUAUUUUUUUUUUAUUUUCGUGGCGGCGACGGUGACCACAGGGGGGAUCGGCUCGAGAUACGGAUCUUCCCCUCUCUAUAUAAAGACCGGGUCAUCGGUGUUCGCAGCUGCUGCCUAGAAGCUCCUCCUCUGAUUUCUUGCGGAGCGAAAAUGGUGGCGAAUAGAGGAGCGGCGCCGAAGAAGAUCAAGAUCGGUGUCUGCGUCAUGGGAAAGAAGGUGAAAUGCGGAUCGGAGGCCUUUUCUGCUCCCAUGGGGCAGAUUCUUGAAAGACUUCAGGCAUUUGGUGAAUUCGAGAUUGUACAUUUUGGUGACAAGGUAAUUCUUGAAGAUCCAAUAGAGAGCUGGCCAAUUUGUGAUUGCUUGAUUGCGUUCUACUCCUCUGGUUAUCCACUCAAAAAGGCUGAGGCAUAUGCGGCUUUACGGAAGCCUUUCUUGGUGAAUGAAUUGGAACCACAACAUCUUCUCCAUGAUCGCAGGAAAGUUUAUGAGCGUCUUGAAAUGUUUGGAAUUCCUGUUCCAAAUUAUGCUCUUGUAAAUAGAGAGUAUCCUUAUCAAGAACUAGACUACUUUGUUGAGCAAGAAGAUUUUGUUGAGGUUCAUGGAAAGCGUUUUUGGAAGCCUUUUGUGGAGAAACCUGUUGAUGGGGACAACCACAGUAUAAUGAUAUACUAUCCUAGUUCUGCUGGUGGGGGAAUGAAAGAAUUGUUUAGAAAGGUUGGGAAUCGAUCUAGUGAGUUUCACCCAGAUGUUCGUAGAGUGAGGCGUGAGGGCUCUUACAUUUAUGAGGAGUUCAUGCCUACCGGGGGAACAGAUGUCAAGGUAUAUACUGUUGGUCCAGAAUAUGCACAUGCUGAAGCACGGAAGUCUCCAGUUGUCGAUGGUGUCGUUAUGAGGAAUCCUGAUGGAAAAGAAGUCAGGUACCCCGUACUAUUGACUCCGACUGAGAAACAAAUGGCAAGGGAAGUUUGUAUUGCUUUUAGACAAGCGGUCUGUGGCUUUGAUCUCUUAAGGUGCGAAAGACGAUCUUAUGUAUGUGAUGUGAAUGGAUGGAGUUUUGUGAAGAAUUCCCACAAGUACUAUGAUGAUGCAGCUUGUGUAUUGAGGAAAAUGUUUCUUGAUGCAAAAGCUCCCCAUCUUUCAUCUACCAUUCCUCCUAAUCUUCCUUGGAGAGUUAAUGAACCAAUCCAAUCUUCUGAGGGGCUAACACGCCAGGGAAGUGGAAUUAUUGGCACAUUUGGGCAGUCAGAGGAGCUCCGUUGUGUUAUUGCUGUUAUUCGUCAUGGUGAUCGGACACCAAAGCAGAAGGUGAAGUUGAAAGUUACGGAAGAGAAACUACUAAAUUUAAUGUUGAAGUACAAUGGAGGAAGGCCAAGAGCUGAGACAAAGCUGAAAAGUGCCGUUCAGUUACAAGAUCUGCUAGAUGCUACACGAAUGCUGGUUCCACGUUCUAAAUCUGGUCGUGAAAGCGAUAGUGAUGCUGAGGACAUCGAACAUGCUGAAAAACUUCGUCAAGUCAAAGCGGUUCUUGAGGAGGGUGGAUAUUUCUCAGGUAUUUAUCGAAAAGUGCAAUUGAAGCCACUAAAAUGGGUUAAGGUUCCAAAGAGUAACGGUGAUGGUGAAGAAGAACGCCCUAUUGAAGCUUUAAUGGUCCUUAAAUAUGGUGGUGUUCUUACUCAUGCUGGUAGAAAGCAGGCAGAAGAGCUGGGAAGAUAUUUCAGAAAUAACAUGUAUCCAGGUGAAGGAACUGGCUUGCUUCGUCUUCAUAGUACCUAUCGACAUGAUUUAAAGAUAUACAGUUCAGAUGAAGGCCGGGUUCAGAUGUCUGCAGCAGCAUUUGCCAAAGGGCUUCUUGAUUUGGAGGGUCAGUUAACUCCAAUUCUGGUUUCACUGGUUAGUAAAGACUCUUCUAUGUUGGAUGGACUAGAAGAUGCUAGCACGGAGAUGGAUGAAGCAAAGUUUAGAUUACAUGACAUCAUAACCUCUGAAGCAAAGACGGUAAACAGCAAUGGAAGUGCAGAAUUUCCCUGGAUGGUUGAUGGUGCAGGCCUUCCUAAUAAUGCUUCUCAACUUCUUCCCAAAAUGGUUGCAUUGACCAAAAAAGUUACCGGACAAGUGAAGCUACUUGCUGAAGCUGAAGAUGAAAAACUUGCAAGGACAAGUUCCUACGAUGUUCUGCCUCCGUAUGACCAAGCAAAGGCACUUGGAAAUACCACCAUUGAUGUGGCACGUAUUGCUGCUGGAUUACCUUGUGGUAGUGAAGGCUUCCUCUUAAUGUUUGCUCGCUGGAAGAAGCUUGAGAGGGACCUAUAUAAUGAAAGAAAGGAACGAUUUGAUAUUACACAAAUUCCAGAUGUCUAUGAUUCUUGCAAGUAUGACCUUCUGCAUAAUGCCCAUCUUAAUCUUGAAGGGUUGGCUGAGCUCUUCAAAGUUGCUCAGUUGCUUGCCGAUGGUGUCAUUCCUAAUGAGUAUGGGAUAAAUCCGAAGCAGAAACUAAAGAUUGGCUCCAAGAUUGCCCGUCGUUUGUUAGGAAAGCUUCUAAUCGACCUGCACAAUACUCGAGAAGAAGCAAUUGAUGUUGCUGAACUAAAAUUCAGUCAGGACCAAACUUCAUAUUUUUCUAAGGCUAGGAAGGAGGAGACAGAUUGCCAGUCAAGGCCUAAGAAUGAGGAUCCAAGAAGAACUAGUUCUACAAGUGAAAAGUCGCUGGACCAGGAUGAUGAUGAUGAUAAAGAAACCAAAUAUCGUUUAGAUCCAAAGUAUGCCAAUGUAAGAUCACCUGAGCGACAUGUUCGUACGAGACUUUAUUUCACAUCAGAAUCUCACAUACAUUCUCUGAUGAAUGUUCUACGCUACUGUAACCUGGAUGAAUCUUUGCAAGGAGAGGAAAGCCUUGUCUGCAAUUGUGGUCUGGAACGAUUAUUUAAAACCAGGGAACUUGACUACAUGAGUUAUAUUGUUCUAAGGAUGUUCGAAAAUACAGAGGUGGUAGCUCUGGAUGACCCAAAGAGGUUUCGAAUAGAGAUGACCUUCAGUCGUGGUGCAGAUUUAAGUCCUUUAGAGAAUGAUGAUGGGGAAGGGGCUUUGUUGCAUCAAGAACAUACGCUGCCCAUAAUGGGGCCAGAGAGACUGCAAGAAGCAGGUUCCUGUCUCACAUUAGAAAAGUUUGAGAGGAUGAUUCGCCCAUUUGCUAUGCCAGCUGAGGAUUUCCCACCUCCAGCAACUCCUCAGGCUUUCUCAGGCUACUUCUCGAAGAGUUCUGUGCUAGAACGUUUGGUUAAUCUCUGGCCUUUCCAUAAGAACGCUGUCAACAAUGCGAAAUAAUUUUCCAGUCUCUUUUUUCUCCCUUCCCCCCUCCAUUCUUUCUCAUUUUUUGAUUUGCUGUCAGAAAUGUAGGAUUGAUGCCGGCGGAUUAUUCUUUUUGUAUAUGUUGGGAAGCAGGUAGAGAGCAUUAUCUUAUUGUUUUUCAGUUUUGACUCUAAUGGGCCACUGUUACUGAUCACUUCCUAAAGGAAGAGAAAAUGAGAUGUCCAAACAGCUAUUAUCAAAAUUGUCGAAUGCUUGAAAUUUAAAUCAGAACUGUACAUAUGUUCAA